UCAUGUUCCGGGACGCGCGCGUCUUCAGGGUGGAAGCCUGGCGCACGUCCGGAGGUGCCGAGAAGCCAACCAGCCCAAACUCUGGGGGAAAUGACUCUCCUCUGCCCUCGCCCCGCGCUCUGCUACCAUUUCCUUCCGUCUCUGCUUCGCUCAGCGAUGCAAAACGCGCGAGGCACGGCAGAGGGCCGAGGCCGCGGGACUCUCCGCGCCAGGCCCGCCCCUCGGCCCGCAGCGCAGCACGGGACGCCCUGGCCGCUGUCCAGCGCUGGCAGUCUGAGCCGAGGCUGUCGCGGAGCCAGUACAGCCGGGGCCGCGGGCUGGAAGGGCGAGCUUCCUAAGCCGGGGGGAUGCCCGGCGCCCGGGCAGGAGACACCCGCCAUUUCACCCAGUAAGCGGCCCCGGCCUGCAGAGGAGGGCGGCAUGCAGCUCCGCUUUGCCCGGCUCUCCGAGCACGCCACGGCCCCCACCCGGGGCUCCGCGCGGGCCGCGGGUUACGACCUGUACAGUGCCUAUGAUUACACAAUACCACCUAUGGAGAAAACUCUUGUGAAAACGGACAUUCAGAUAGCGCUCCCUUCUGGGUGUUAUGGAAGAGUAGCUCCACGGUCAGGCUUGGCUGCAAAACACUUUAUUGAUGUAGGAGCUGGUGUCAUAGAUGAAGAUUAUAGAGGAAAUGUUGGUGUUGUACUGUUUAAUUUUGGCAAAGACAAGUUUGAAGUCAAAAAGGGUGAUCGAAUUGCACAGCUCAUUUGCGAACAGAUUUUUUAUCCAGAAAUAGAAGAAGUUCAAGCUUUGGAUGACACCGAAAGGGGUUCAGGCGGUUUUGGUUCCACUGGAAAGAAUUAAAAUUUAUGCCAAGAACAGAAAACGAGAAGUCAUACGUUUUUCUUAAAAAAAAAAAAAAAGUUUUUGCUUAAAGUGUUUUGGUGUUUUGCACUUCUGUAAACUUACUAGCUUCACCUUCGAAAAGUACUGCAUUUUUUACUUUUUUUUUUUUUUUAUGGUCAAGGAAGAGAUCAUAAAAAAAUAAAACACAAAGCUUUUUGUGUUUGGAUCAAAAAGAAACUUUGUUUUUCUGCAAUUGAUGGUUGUAUGUAAAUCUGCUUUGUGGUGACCUGAUGUAAAGUGUCUUCUUAAAGUCAAAUGUACAUCAAUUACAGAUUUAAAAAAAAAAAACCUGUAUUUAACUCAAAUGAUCCCCCUUCAGCAACUUAUUUUGCUUUAAUUCCUUUAAAUCUUAAGCAAUAUUUUGUAUUCAGUAAACUUAAAUUCUUACACAAGGUACAAAAUCUUGCAUAAGCUGAACUAAAAGAAAAUGAAAUGAAAAGGAGAGAUUAAAGGUAUUCCUUGUUCUUCCUUGUCUUCACUAGUUUAAAAACUUCUUUUUAAUCUUAAGAUUCUUUGUGAUGAGGGUGAGAGAAGAAUCCUCAGUUUAUUUUUCCACUAUUAAUCUUUCUUUUGAUAAAUCCUCUAUUGACUGGGUAGAGGUAUGUUUGUGAAAGACAUGUAACUUGGGGAUUUGCUACCUUUGAUUUGUUCCCCUGAAUUUCAUCUCAUCAGGCAAGUUGUACUGGUUGUAGCUAUGAGUUUCCCUAAGUGAAGUAGCAAUAGGCUGUAAUCAAGAAAAUAUGCCAUUUAUAGGGAUAAGAUAAAUGAAAUAAUACAUA
This is a messenger RNA of Chlorocebus sabaeus (green monkey), 1667 nucleotides long. It is a transcript of the gene DUT, whose product is annotated as deoxyuridine triphosphatase. Gene Ontology annotation, biological process: dUMP biosynthetic process; dUTP catabolic process. Gene Ontology annotation, molecular function: dUTP diphosphatase activity; magnesium ion binding. NCBI's taxonomy places the organism in Eukaryota, Metazoa, Chordata, Mammalia, Primates, Cercopithecidae. The record is from RefSeq and is a predicted model, not a curated record.